CUUUCACAUAUGACAGGAGCCAUUGACAGAUCGGUAAUCAAUGUCGGUACGGGAGAGAAAAAUAAUUCGAACAAUGUGGCAAUGAACGAGGAUCAUUCAAAAAUUAAUAAUCGUUAUCUGCUUCUCAUGAAUAAUUAUAGAAAAGAAAUAUUUCUGUCUUUGCUGAUAAUUGUUAGAGUAGCUUUUUCAGCAAUAGAAAGAUCAAUUCCAGUUAUUUCUCCAGCACCAUACUCAGGGCCAUUGUUCUCCAUAAAUUCAAAUGUGCAAGACUGGUAUGGGGGUCAAUUGGAAGGAGCGUUUUAUAGUAUUGGACAUUAUGAAUAUUCGUUUUUCAUGUACUAUGCUCCAUGGGAUGCUAAAAGUCAAUAUGCUGCAAAGGUAGUUAAUGAAGUGGCUGAUAUUUUUAAAGAUCGGAUAAACUUUUUGGCCAUAAAUUGUUGGGCACCAGGUGGUGAAUGUAGAGAUAAGCAUACAACAAAGGUGCAGUCUUGGCCAAUUUUUUAUAUAGUUAAUUGUUAUGGUGGUAGUAUACAAUACAGAGGUCCAAUAAGCAAAUCGCAUAUGACCAGAUUUUUAAACACUGCAUUAACCCUCUGCACAGGAUUACUAAGCCAGAUGAUAUUUUAUGAUAUUUUAUAUAAGACUGCAUUGAAAUGGAUAGAUCAUGAACCUUAUAAUGAAAUCGGAUUUGCAGUGGUUACAGGUCAUUCUCGAGAUAGUUUUGGUGUAAAUAGUCUUCCCUCAUAUAGAAUUUAUUUGUGGAACGAAACAUUGAUCUAUGAAUCUGAUAAAGUGCCUAAUACAAAUAAUCUUUUCACAUGGAUAUCAUCAAAUCUUCAUCAAGUAUCAAUGUGGAUAAAUUUUCCUGGCGUUAAGUCAAGUACUCUUAGUCCAUAUUUAAUGGAAGGAUCUGCAUUAUUGUUAUUUACUCCAAGAAAUGCAUUUAGAGAGUUUAAUGAUGCUUAUGACAUGCUGAAGCAUAUUGGUCUGGAAUAUUAUAAUUGUAAUAAUGACCCUUGGGUUGCUCAGUUAUCAAAAUAUAUUCAAUUAACGAGAGCAAAGAAUCAAGAGAGGUACUAUGAAAAAGUAAAAUUCUGUGAAGAAUUGCUUGCAAAAUCAAAUAAUCAGAUGCGAAAAAAUGUAGUAGAAAACAUAGAAGUUUCCAUCACUGUUAGCAAAUGGUUCAAUACAUCUAAAGAUCCAAAUAACAAUGUAUGUUCAGUAUUGGAUAAACAUUGUUUUAUUGAAAAAUAUGAAAAUGAGAAACAUGGCGAGCAUAUUUAUGAUAGAUGCAAUAAAAAUGAUGCUGAGAAAAAAAUUAUCAAUAAUUUUAGCAAGGUAGAUGAUUAUUAUAGUGCGGAAAACUUGCACAAAAUUAAGGAAACAAAUGAGUGUCUGCUGUUACUGGAAGCUGAUUUGCAGAGUAAACCCGUUUUCUUUGAGACAAAUUAUAAUAAAGAUGCUCCAAAUAUAUCUGGGCUUGCUUGUCAGAACAAUAGAAGUUUAUCCUUGCUGGCAUUGGAUUCAGAAAUGUACCAUUAUAUUGCUGAGAAAAUUGGAGUACAACUCCUGGACUUGGAGAAUAAAACUGUUGUUCUUAUAAUUGAUAAUGAGAAUCGAUCAUUCCGAGACAAUUCAAAGACUAGUCAGUAUACUCAUAAAUAUAGUACUGAGAAAAAUGUAUACCAAAGUAUGAAGCAAUAUGAUAGAAAUUUGGGAAUAGUAUCUGUUGCUGAACUGAGCUCCAAUACAUUCAUUCCCCAAGUGAUGAAUCAGAAUAAAACAGUAGUGGUAUUAUACUACAGCCCAUUUUGUGGAUUUUGCCAGUAUGCAUGGCAUAUUUUUUUAUAUGUAAGUCAUUUAUUGAAAUCGAUUUCUAAGAUAUCGUUUGUGAGAAUUGAUAUGGAUUACAAUGAUGUACCAUGGCAACUCACCAUGGAUGAUUUACCGACGAUCACAAUAUUUCCGGAAAGUAAAUCAGAAAGUUUGACAUUUCCCCAUUCUUUGGAUAUAACUGCUUCAAAUGUUUUAAGCUUUAUAUUGUCUAAUCUAAAUAAUGUUGUAAGACUGGAGGUUAUGAUAAAAGUUUGUAUUGGGACAUAUAAGAUGUCCGAUCAGCAUAUGACUUGUUGGUUUGAGCUUCAAAGAGAAAUUCUACGGCUAAUUGAAAUCACAUUAAAACAAUGGAGAAUAAGCAAUAAUCAUUAUAAAUCUGUAUUAGUAAGGCGACUUCAGCUACUUAAAACUUUAUCAUUUCUAACAAACCCUGGUGAAAAAUCUCCAUCUAAAAUUAAAGAAAUUACAAAUUUAAUAAACCAGAUAAGUUUAAACUCAAGAUUUCAAAAAUUUAAGAAGGGUUUAAGGUAA
This is a messenger RNA of Ctenocephalides felis (cat flea), 2367 nucleotides long. RefSeq names its product thioredoxin domain-containing protein 11-like. The record is from RefSeq and is a predicted model, not a curated record. The transcript is spliced from 14 exons. The coding region runs from base 10 to 2367 and encodes 785 amino acids. NCBI's taxonomy places the organism in Eukaryota, Metazoa, Arthropoda, Insecta, Siphonaptera, Pulicidae.